Copidosoma floridanum is the source of this 1668-nucleotide messenger RNA. RefSeq lists its product as uncharacterized. The record is from RefSeq and is a predicted model, not a curated record. Lineage: Eukaryota; Metazoa; Arthropoda; Insecta; Hymenoptera; Encyrtidae.
AUGGAUAAAAAUGGAUAUCCUCAAUAUCGCAGAAGAAACACUGAAUUAUUGGAGAUGUUUAAUUGUCACAUGAAUGUAGAAGCUGUUUCAAGUGUUUCAGCUGUAAGGUAUUUAUACAAAUAUAUAUACAAAGGACAUGAUGCUGCUUCAGUAACAAUAGGAGAAUCAGAGGGAAAUAGUAUAGUUGAUCAUGAUGAAAUUAAAAACUUCAUUGAAACUCGCUACGUCGGACCUGUUGAAGUUUGUUAUCGUAUUUUAAGUAAACCAGUACAAGAAAAUGUAGACGAUCCAGUUAUAAUGAAUAAUUUAAAUAAUUCAAGCAGCAUGCUUCUUGAUUAUUUUAAAUUAAACAUUAGCAAUGAAAACGCUCGACAAAAUUUUUAUUCUGAAAUCCCAACUUAUUUCACGUACAAAAAAACUAAAAAUGGUAAUGUGACUACAACUUCAUGGAAUAGUCGAAAACAAAGAUUCAAUUGUAUUGGGCGUAUGUUUUCUAUAAGUCCAACUCAAGUAGAAUUAUUUUACUUGAGAUUAUUAUUGCUACAUAUUAAGGGCAAUACGAGUUAUAAUGACUUAAAAACGGUUGAUGGCAUUCUACAACCUUCCUUUACAGCAACGUGCUUAACUUUGAGAGUUAUUGAAGACGAUGAUGAGUGGAUUAAAGCAAUGAACGAAGCUACGGUAUGGAUGAUGCCACAAAGACUUCAACUUUUGUUUGUUCGUAUAUUGAUACAUUGCCAACCUAUUCAUCCUGAAGAAUUAUGGGAAAAUUUUAAAGAUGCUAUGUCAGAAGACUAUUCACGAACAAACGAUAAGAAAAUAAGUCAUCAACUAGCUUACAGCCAAAUUAACAAUUUAUUAAAUAGAGAAGGACGAAGUUUAGCUGAUUUUCCUACAAUGGAACAAUCUGUGAUUGCCAAUGCCUUAAGUGAUACAAAUGAUGUUACAGUUGAACAAGCAUCAGAAAGAGGUUAUUCGCAGUACGAUAAAUUAAAUAACGAACAAAAAGAAAUAGUUGAUAAAAUUCUAACGGUUUUACGAGAAGAAAAUAUUCAUAAUUCAACAUGUUUCUUCUUGAAAGGACCCGGAGGAUCCAGAAAAACAUUUGUGUACACAACAAUUUAUAAUAUUUUAUUUUCUGAAAAUAUUAAAGUAUGUUCUAUGGCAUUUACUGAAAUAGCAGCAACUUUACUUCCAAAUGGUGGAGAUUUUAGACAACUGCUUCCAAUUAAAGUACGUGGAACUCGUAGCGAAAUUUUAAACUUGUCCAUAAAAUAUAGCAAUUUAUGGAAAUACUUUUUACAAAUCAAGUUGACAACGAAUAUGAGAGUAUUACCACAAGAAGCUCAGUUUGUUACAUUCUUGUUAAACGUAGGUGAUGCAAGAAAUAUUGAUGUUAAUGAUAUCAACGAACAAGUGACCGAUUUAUUAGAUAAAACUACCGAACAUGUAUAUACUGGGGUUGAAACUACUGAUAAUUGUGAUAAUGGUGAAUUUGAUUCCGGUGCUCUUUUACCUGAAUAUUUAAAUUCUUUCAAUCCUCCAAGCUUGCCUCCAUAUAAAUUACGUUUAAGAAAAAAUUGCAUUAUAACGUUAAUAAGGAAUAUUAGUAUUAAUGAAGUAUUAUUCACGGAAUACACUUUCAGGCAAGUAAGCCUCGGCGAUUAG